CUAAACCCUUUCCUCCCUCUCACACACAAACGCUCUCUCUUCGUCACUCUCGCUGAAUCUCUCCCUAAUUACAUCUUUACCCUUACAUCGCCGGAGAUCGCCAUGGCUGGACAGAAGAUCAAGGUCGGAAUCAACGGAUUUGGAAGGAUCGGGCGAUUGGUUGCUAGAGUGAUUCUCCAAAGCGAGGAUGUUGAGCUCGUCGCCGUCAACGAUCCCUUCAUCGCCACCGAUUACAUGACCUACAUGUUUAAGUAUGACAGUGUACAUGGACAAUGGAAGCACAACGAAGUUAAGGUGAAGGACUCUAAGACUCUUCUCUUUGGUGAGAAGUCAGUUGCUGUGUUCGGUUGCAGGAACCCGGAAGAGAUCCCAUGGGGUGAAGCUGGUGCUGAGUAUGUUGUCGAGUCAACUGGUGUCUUCACUGAUAAGGACAAGGCUGCUGCUCAUAUUAAGGGUGGAGCCAAGAAAGUUGUCAUCUCUGCACCAAGCAAAGAUGCACCUAUGUUUGUGAUGGGAGUGAACCACAAGUCAUACACACCAGAUCUUAACAUCGUCUCCAAUGCUAGCUGCACAACCAACUGUCUAGCCCCUCUUGCCAAGGUCAUUAAUGAUAAGUUUGGCAUUAUUGAGGGCUUGAUGACCACCGUGCAUGCAAUUACCGCCACCCAGAAGACUGUCGAUGGACCCUCCAGCAAGGACUGGAGGGGUGGAAGAGCUGCAAGCUUUAACAUCAUUCCUAGCAGCACUGGAGCUGCUAAGGCUGUUGGCAAAGUGCUUCCAGCUUUAAAUGGUAAAUUGACAGGAAUGUCUUUCCGUGUUCCAACCAUUGAUGUCUCUGUUGUGGAUCUUACUGUUAGGCUUGAGAAGAAAGCCACUUACGAUGAAAUCAAAGCCGCCGUCAAGGCGGAGUCUGAGGGUAACAUGAAAGGAAUCUUGGGCUAUGUUGAGGAGGACCUGGUCUCCACUGACUUUCAGGGUGACAGCAGGUCAAGCAUCUUCGACGCCAAGGCUGGCAUUGCUUUGAACGAUAACUUUGUUAAGCUCGUGUCCUGGUAUGACAACGAGUGGGGCUACAGUACUCGUGUUGUUGACCUCAUCCGCCACAUGAACACCGCGAAAUAGAGAGUUUUUCUUUCCUGCUGCUGCUCUGGACCGAUGAUCGAGUUGCUGAUUUCUUUUUGCUGCUAGUAGUAGCUUAAGCUUUUGUUCAGAAUAAAUUUGUGUUAGCCAGCUUAUUGGCGGUGGAUUCCCCUUUGAAGGGUUUGAGCUUAAGUUUUACCCGGUGAUAUUUUAUUUACUUCUUGAAAGAACGAUUUUCUAGUUUGUAUGGAUCGUUUUAUCUUUAGUUAAGCUGUGGAUGUCAUUCUCAAUAAUCAUCAGCAUAUAGCUUUUUGGAUGAA
Asparagus officinalis (garden asparagus) is the source of this 1400-nucleotide messenger RNA. Its product is annotated as glyceraldehyde-3-phosphate dehydrogenase 3, cytosolic. Gene Ontology annotation, biological process: glucose metabolic process. The coding region runs from base 103 to 1122 and encodes 339 amino acids. Gene Ontology annotation, molecular function: NAD binding; NADP binding; oxidoreductase activity, acting on the aldehyde or oxo group of donors, NAD or NADP as acceptor. NCBI's taxonomy places the organism in Eukaryota, Viridiplantae, Streptophyta, Magnoliopsida, Asparagales, Asparagaceae. The record is from RefSeq and is a predicted model, not a curated record. The transcript has 12 exons.